Molecule: messenger RNA, 587 nt
Organism: Salvelinus namaycush (lake trout)
Lineage: Eukaryota; Metazoa; Chordata; Actinopteri; Salmoniformes; Salmonidae
Product: neuroglobin-like
Exons: 5
Coding region: 1-579 (192 amino acids)
Molecular function (GO): heme binding; oxygen binding
Source: RefSeq, a predicted model, not a curated record
AUGGGCUGCGCAAUAUCAGGGCUGGCACCGAAAACAGCUGGAGAGUCUAAGACGGAGGAUGCUGUUGCGCAUCUCAGCAAGGAGCAGAUUGAGAUGAUCAAAGAGACGUGGAAAGUUAUCCAGGAGGACAUUGCAAAAGUUGGAAUUAUUAUGUUUGUCAGGUUGUUUGAGACCCAUCCAGAAUGCAAAGAUGUAUUCUUCCUGUUCCGAGACGUGGAGGACCUUGACAGGUUACGGACCAGCCGGGAGCUGAGGGCACACGGCCUACGAGUGAUGUCCUUUAUUGAGAAGAGUGUGGCCAGACUGGAACAGCUGGAGAGACUGGAGGUUCUGGCUGUGGAGCUGGGGUGGAGCCACUACCGCUACAACGCCCCACCCAAAUACUACAGCUAUGUAGGAGCAGAAUUCAUCUGUGCUGUUCAACCCAUUCUCAAAGAGAGAUGGACCCCUGAGCUUGAGGAGGCGUGGAAGACCCUAUUCCUGUACCUAACCAGGCUUAUGAACCAAGGCUACCAGGAGGAGAGGAACAGACAUCACCAGGUGGGAGCCUCCCCCAAGGAGAGGAACACAGCCUUAUAAGAGACCUG